This is a messenger RNA of Symbiodinium sp. CCMP2456, 473 nucleotides long. The record is from the annotation of a GenBank genome assembly. Lineage: Eukaryota; Dinophyceae; Suessiales; Symbiodiniaceae.
AUGCGUGAGCUCGUGCACGUGCAGGGUGGCCAAUGCGGAAAUCAGAUUGGUGCGAAGUUCUGGGAAGUCAUCGCCGAUGAGCACGGCAUCGACCCAACAGGUACCUACCACGGAGACUCAGAUCUUCAGUUGGAGCGGAUCAAUGUCUAUUUCAACGAAGCCACGGGCGGACGCUACGUACCCCGAGCUGUUCUGAUGGACCUUGAACCAGGAACCAUGGACAGCGUUCGUGCCGGACCAUUCGGCCAGUUGUUCCGGCCGGACAACUUCGUGUUCGGUCAAACAGGUGCAGGCAAUAACUGGGCUAAGGGCCAUUACACCGAGGGUGCUGAGCUCAUCGACUCUGUCUUGGAUGUGGUGCGCAAAGAGGCUGAAGGCUGCGAUUGCCUCCAGGGCUUCCAGCUCUGCCACUCUCUGGGAGGUGGCACAGGAGCUGGCAUGGGCACGCUCUUGAUCUCCAAGGUGCGUGAGGA